UUCCAUCAUCUCGGGAAACUCAAGCGGACGCCACGAUGGUGCAUCACUCCGGAUCCAUACAGUCCUUCAAGCAGCAAAAGGGCAUGCACACCAGUAUCAGUGAGAUCCUGAAGGAGAAAAGCCUAAAGCCGUCUCGGCGCAGUCUGCCCUGUCUGGCUCAAAGCCAAACUUAUCCUCACAACCUCAGCCACUUUCUUUCUGUGCCUCUGAGUCCUGAGUAUAAAGCAAACUCACUUACCCAGAGUAUCCGUGCCUCCUGUACACACAUCACUUCCCCAACUACAGAUGUUAGUAAUGAUCAGUAUGUAGAAGAGAUGGAGACAGCAGCAUAUGAGUCCAGGACAGAUGAGUCACUCCUCAUUCAGCAGAUGCCUGCCUCCAGAGGCAGGCUUGGGGCUCGCGUGGACUCUGUUCAGGAAAAUAAUACAGCGAGACCCACCGGACUUUUGUUCAGAGAUGGUAAAAAACGCAUCGACUAUAUCCUGGUGUAUAAGAAAUCCAGCUCUCAGGUUGAGAAAAGAUGUACUUUUGAAAGAAACCUGCGUGCAGAGGGACUGAUGCUGGAGAAAGAGCCCUCAUUAACCAACAACGACAUUAUGUUUGUAAAGAUCCAUGCUCCAUGGGACACGCUCUGUAAAUACGCAGAACAAAUGAACAUUCGAAUGCCAUUCAGGAAAAAGUGCUACUUCUCAGAGUGGAAGAAGACGACCAUGGGAGGUCGAUUUCAUUUGAGAUUUCGCCAGAUAAAGAGUUGGCUGCCAAGGAACCCCAUGAAGUUGGAUAAGGAGGCAUUGCCUGAUUUAGAGGAGACUGAUUGUUACACUGCCCCCUUCAGCAGGUCAAGAAUGCAUCAUUUUACCAUCAACAACAGGGAUUCAUUCUUCUCCAACUCUACAAGAAGCAGAAUCGUGCAUCAUGUUUUACAACGCACAAAAUACGAGGACGGCAAGUCCAAGAUGGGUAUCAAUCGUUUACUUGGUAAUAGCACAUAUGAGGCUGCAUUUCCCCCUCAUGAGGGCAGCUACAAGAGUAGGCACCCCAUAAAGACCCACGGUGCUCAGAAUCACAGACACUUGCUCUAUGAGAGAUGGGCUCGCUGGGGCAUCUGGUACAAAUACCAGCCUUUGGACCUCAUAAGGAGGUACUUUGGUGAGAAGAUUGGCUUUUAUUUUGCUUGGCUAGGUUGGUACACAGGGAUGUUAAUCCCAGCAGCUCUGGUCGGUCUUUUUGUCUUCCUUUAUGGUCUUUUCACCAUGGACUCCAGCCAAGUAAGUAAAGAGAUCUGUGAGGCCAACACCACCAUCAUGUGCCCCAUGUGUGAAGUUAACUGCAGCGCCUGGAUACUGAGCGACAGCUGCGUCUAUGCAAAGGUGACUCAUCUCUUUGAUAAUGGAGGCACUGUCUUUUUUGCCAUCUUCAUGGCGAUAUGGGCCACUGUCUUCCUUGAAUUCUGGAAAAGGCGGAGAGCAGAACUCACCUAUGACUGGGAUUUAAUUGACUGGGAGGAAGAAGAGGAGGACCUUCGGCCCCAAUUUGAAGCAAAAUACUCUCGAAAGGAGAGAGUGAAUCCCAUCUCAGGCAGACCAGAACCCUUCCAGCCCUUCACCGACAAACUCAGUCGUCUCAUGGUCUCCGUGUCCGGGAUCUUCUUUAUGAUCUCCCUGGUGUUGACAGCGGUGUUUGCCGUAGUGGUUUUUCGUCUCAUUGCCAUGGAGAAGUUUGCCUCCUUUCAGUGGGAGUUUGUGAAGAAGAACUGGCAGUUUGCCACCUCGGGGACUGGAGUGUGCAUCAAUUUUAUGAUCAUCAUGUCCCUCAAUGUGGUUUAUGAGAAGGUGGCAUACCUACUAACAAAUCUAGAGCAUCCACGGACUGAGUCAGAGUGGGAGAACAGCUUUGCUCUCAAGAUGUUUCUUUUUCAGUUUGUCAACCUGAACAGUUCCACCUUCUAUGUUGCAUUCUUCCUAGGAAGGUUUGCUGGCAGGCCCGGAGACUAUAAUAAGUUGUUUAACCGCUGGAGAAUGGAGGAGUGCCAUCCGAGCGGCUGUCUGAUUGAUUUGUGUUUACAAAUGGGAGUGAUCAUGGUGUUGAAACAGUUCUGGAACAAUUUUAUGGAGCUAGGAUACCCGCUGCUACAGAACUGGUGGUCUCGGCGGAAAAUGAGGCGAGUGGGAGAACAGAACAAUGUAGAACGUAAAGAACAGCUGCCUCAGUGGGACAAAGACUGGAAUCUGCAGCCCAUGAAUGCCCACGGCCUGGUUGAUGAGUACCUAGAGAUGGUCCUCCAGUUUGGUUUCACCACCAUCUUCGUGGCCGCAUUUCCUCUUGCUCCUCUGCUUGCUCUGCUUAACAACAUUAUUGAGAUCAGACUGGAUGCAUACAAAUUUGUGACACAGUGGAGGAGACCAAUGCCAGCCAGAGCUACAGAUAUUGGUAUUUGGCAUGGUAUUCUGGAGGGCAUAGGGGUGGUGGCUGUUAUAACAAAUGCCUUUGUCAUUGCCAUCACCUCUGACUACAUUCCUCGAUUUGUGUAUGCCUUCAAAUAUGGACCUUGUGUGGACAAGGGCUACAAGCAUGAAAAAUGCCUACGAGGAUAUAUGAACAGCAGCCUGUCUGUGUUUGACAUGGGUGAGCUAAAGAAUGGAAGUCAGUAUGAGACAAGAUACUGCAGGUACCGGGACUACAGAGCUCCACCAUGGAGUUCACAGCCCUAUGAGUUCACCUUACAGUUCUGGCAUGUACUAGCUGCCAGACUGGCCUUCAUCAUCGUCUUCGAGCACCUUGUGUUUGGAAUUAAAACCUUCAUCGCUCAUCUGAUCCCAGACAUGCCUAAAGACCUGUGUGAACGUAUGCGUAGGGAGAAGUACCUGAUGCAGGAGAUGGUGUACGAAGCAGAGCUGGAGCACCUGCAGAAGGAGAGGAAGAAAAACGGCAAGCGUUAUCACCAUGAGUGGCCUUAGCUGUGCCUA
Messenger RNA from Trichomycterus rosablanca, 2966 nucleotides. It is a transcript of the gene ano3, whose product is annotated as anoctamin 3. Gene Ontology annotation, molecular function: protein dimerization activity; chloride channel activity. Lineage: Eukaryota; Metazoa; Chordata; Actinopteri; Siluriformes; Trichomycteridae. Bases 36 to 2957 code for a protein of 973 amino acids. Gene Ontology annotation, cellular component: plasma membrane. The record is from RefSeq and is a predicted model, not a curated record. The transcript is spliced from 26 exons. Gene Ontology annotation, biological process: chloride transmembrane transport.